AUGUCCCCUAAGCGAAGCAUCAUCAUAACCGAUCACUCAACCCCGACCCAACUGACAUUCCAACGAACCUGUAAAGGUGGCGCAUCAGGUAUAGGACUGGGAAUAACCCGCCAGUUCGCCCCGCAGCCAAACACUCAUAUCACUAUCUUCGACAUCAAUGCGACGACCGGCGCGACCACUGUUGAGCAGUUACGCUCCGAGUUCCCCUCCUGCGGCUUCAGCUUCGAGAGAGUCGACGUUUCCAGCUGGGAGAGCCAAGCUGCGGCCUUCGAAAACGUGAUUUCUCAGCAAGGCCGCGUGGAUGUUGUCUUCGCCAAUGCGGGGAUCACGGAGAAGGGAUCUCUCCUCCCGGAGAAAGAUGGGAAGUUGACGAAGCCGGAGUUGGCGACGGUUGAUGUUAACUUUGUGGGUGUUUUGUAUAGUGUUAAACUAGCCCUCCACUAUAUCUCGAAGAAUGAGGCUGUCAAUGGCUCAAAGGGCAGUGUUAUCUGCACUGCGUCGAAUGCAGGUGUAUACCCCUUCCCCAUGGCCCCGCUCUACUCCGCGUCGAAGCACGCCGUUAUCGGACUGGUGAGGUCGUUAGCGAGGCCGUUGGAGAGGGAGCAGAUUCAAAUCAACGGGUUUGCUCCGGCUGUUAUUGUGGAUGGAAGCAUGGAAGUUAAUGAGAACGCAGAAACGAAUAUUGCUCCAAGCUCAGACUUGUUCAAGACCAUGAUCCUCACGCCAAUGUCGACUGCACAGAGAGCUGCUGAGCAGUUUGUGAGUGAUUCUUCGCUGACAGGGAAGAUUGCGGAAUUGCACGGAGAACAUGUGACAUUUACCGAGCCCCCAGCAUAUGUGGAUGAGGAUUCGAGGAAGAAUAUUGAGAAUUUCUGGUCGCUUGGGUAUGCUUAA
Messenger RNA from Aspergillus versicolor CBS 583.65, 894 nucleotides. RefSeq names its product putative short chain dehydrogenase/reductase. Gene Ontology annotation, molecular function: oxidoreductase activity, acting on the CH-OH group of donors, NAD or NADP as acceptor. Gene Ontology annotation, cellular component: cytoplasm. The coding region runs from base 1 to 894 and encodes 297 amino acids. The record is from RefSeq and is a predicted model, not a curated record. NCBI's taxonomy places the organism in Eukaryota, Fungi, Ascomycota, Eurotiomycetes, Eurotiales, Aspergillaceae. The transcript is spliced from 4 exons.